Messenger RNA from Pseudopodoces humilis (Tibetan ground-tit), 4749 nucleotides. NCBI's taxonomy places the organism in Eukaryota, Metazoa, Chordata, Aves, Passeriformes, Paridae. The record is from RefSeq and is a predicted model, not a curated record.
AUGGACAUUGUAGAAGUCAGAAGAGCCCAGGAGAGCAUCUCGUGGGAGGUGCAGCGCUACGAUGGCUGGUACAACAACCUGCUGCACCACAGCCACGGCUCCGUGGGAGCCAGGCUGCUGCGUCUCCUGCCAGCCAACUAUGCCGACGGCGUCUACCAGGCACUGCAGGAGCCCCGCGUGCCCAAUGCUCGCCGGCUGAGCCAGGCGGUGGCGUGGGGACCCUCGGGGCUGCCCUCCAGCAGGAACACAACUGUGCUGGCUGUCUUCUUUGGUUUCCAUGUGCUCUUGGACAUCAUGGAGACAGAGAAACCUGGCUGCCCUGCUGAGUUCCUUAACAUCUACAUCCCACCUGGAGACACGGUGUUUGACCCUGCCGGCACUGGAGAUGUGGUGCUGCCCUUCCAGCGCAGCUGCUGGGCAGCAGGGACGGGGCAGAGUCCCAACAACCCCCGGGAACAGACCAACGGGAUGACAGGCUGGCUGGACGGUAGCUCCAUCUACGGUCCCUCACACUCCUGGAGCGAUGCCCUGAGGAGUUUCCUGGGGGGACAGCUGGCAUCAGGGCCCAGCAGCAGCCUCCCGAGGCAGACAGAUGGGAGGGUUCCCAUGUGGAAGGCACUGGAUCCGUCCACGGGACAGGGAGGUCUCCAAGGGAUCUACGACCUGGGGAGUGCUUGGGGGAAUGAGAACCCCUUCCUGCAGGCCGAGAGCAUUGCCUGGUUUCGGUACCACAACCACCUGGCCACAGCACUGGCCCAGAAGCAUCCUGCCUGGUCCGAUGAGGAUCUCUUCCAGCACACCCGCAAGAGGGUCAUCGCCACUUUCCAGAGCAUUGUUCUGUAUGAGUGGCUGCCAACCCUGCUGGGCACACGGGUCCCGGAGUACCGAGGUUACCAGCAGCACCUGGACCCCAGCCUCUCUCCAGAGUUCGUGGCAGCUGCAGGGCAAUUCCUGGCCACCAUGGUGCCUCCAGGUGUUUACAAGAGAGACACCAAGUGCCGGUUCCAGAACGUUUCUGUCUCAGGUGGCUCAUUCCCAGCAGUGCGGCUCUGCAACAGCUACUGGAGCAGAGAGAGCCCCGCGCUGCAGCAGGCAGAAGAUGUGGACAACCUCCUGCUGGGGAUGAGCUCACAGGUAGCAGAGCGGGAGGACAACAUUGUGGUGGAAGAUCUCCAAGAUUACUGGUACGGGCCCCUGAGGUACUCCCGCACCGACUACGUGGCCAGCUGGCUCCAGCGCGGGCGAGACCUUGGCCUGCCAACCUAUAACCAAGUGCGGCAGCAUUUUGGGUUGAAACCUCUCCAAAACUGGUCAAACCUUGCCCCACACCUGGAGCCACAGGUCCUGCAGAAGGUCGCUGCCCUGUAUGCCAACAACGUGGCUGAGCUGGAGAUGCUCCCUGGAGGCAUGCUGGAGGCUGAGGGCUCCCUCUUCUCUACCAUCAUCCUGGAACAGUUUGUGCGCCUGCGUGAUGGCGACAGGUUUUGGUUUGAAAACACCAAGAAUGGGCUGUUCACAGAGGAGGAAAUCAGGGAGAUCCGUAACACCACCUUUCACAGCGUCCUGACCUCCGUCACCUCUGCCAAAUCCACAGAUCUCCAGCCCCACGUGUUUGUUUGGAGACAGGGGGACCCGUGCCCCCAGCCCCAGCAGCUGACAGCUCAACACCUGGCCAGCUGCACGCCCAUGAUGGUGCUGGACUACUUUGCAGGCAGUGGUGCAGGCUUCGGGAUCAUCAUCGUUGUCCUCUGCUGCCUACCCCUGGUGACUCUGUUUGUGGCCUGGGUUGUUGCCGCUCUUCGCAAGAGAGAUUUCAAGAAGCUGCAGGGGAAGCAGAGCACCAGUGUGCACAGGGAGGUGUCCGGCAAGGCCACACACGCCAUGGAGUGGCAUGGGACCAAGACAGACAACUCUCCUGUCUACAUUCAGCUCCAAGAUGACAAAGUGCUCAAAGUACUGGAUAGCAGAGGGUCUGUACUCCGGAGCAUCAACCUGAAAGCCCACCAGAAAGUGGAGGUGAUCCUCUCCAACAACAAAGGGAACAAAGCUCUGCUCCUGAAGAGCCCCAAGGAGUAUGACCUGGUGCUGCUCUUCAAUGAGGAGGCCGAGAGGAGCAUCUUUGUCGGGAAGCUAGGAGACUACUUGAAGGAGAGCAGAUUUGACCUGCAUCUGUAUGAGAUGAAGGAGCAGAGCCUGAUGAAACGGGCAGUCACCCAGCGGCAGAGAAAACAAAUUCUGGAGACUUUCUUCAGGCACCUGUUUGCUCAGGUGCUGGAAAUCGACAGAUCCGAUGCUGGGGAGCUCAGAUUUGAAUCUUCACAGAAAGCAAAGGAGUCUCUUACGUGUGAGCUGAGCAGGGCUGAAUUUGCUGAAGCCCUGGGGCUCAAAGACCACUCCAUGUUUGUGGAUUCCAUGUUCUCCCUGGCUGACAAAGAUGGCAAUGGCUACAUCUCCUUCCGGGAGUUCCUGGACAUCUUGGUGGUCUUCAUGAAAGGGUCCCCAGAGGAGAAGUCCAAGGUGAUGUUCAGGAUGUAUGACAUUGAUGAGAAUGGAUUCCUCUCCAAGGAGGAGUUUCUGAGGAUGCUCAGGUCCUUCAUUGAGAUCUCCAACAACUGCCUGUCAAGAGAGCAGGCGGAGCAGGUGACCGAGUCCAUGUUCCGGGCCUCAGGGUUUCAGGACAGGGAUGAGCUGACAUGGGAGAAUUUCCACUACAUGCUGCGGGACCACGACAGUGAGCUGCGGCUCACCCAGCUCUGUGUCAAAGGUCAGUGGACACGAGCACUGGGACACCCCAGGUCCUGCAAGGCUGGAGGCAAUGGGCAGCACCCAAUAGGUAGCUCUCAAAUCCUGGCCCAUCAAUCUCCCCACCUCAGCUUCAGUACAGGGGCAUCGGCUUUUGCUUUGUGUAUGACAUGUUUGGGUCAGUUCAGAGCUUUUCCCUGUGUCCCUGAGGUGUUCAAGCAAAAUCUGCACAACUCUGCCUCCUUCAUAAAAAAGAAAGAGCCCAAAGGAACCAUCUCAGAGGAGAAGAAAGACCCAAAUCUGGAUGCUGUGAGUCACUACAUAGAGCAAGAAGGCCAAGAACUGAGGAAGAGACCAGGAAGAAAGGCGAACCAGUACCAGAUGCAUCUGUACACAGAAGCACAACGGAGGAGAUACGAGAGGAACAGAGUUCAGCAGAAGAUCCAGGAGUUCAAGCGCUUUGUUGAGAAUUACCGGCGCCAUAUUAUCUGUGUCAUCCUCUUCUCCGCCAUCACCACUGGCGUCUUUGCCGAGAGAGCCUACUACUAUGCCUUUGCAUCCCCCAGCACUGGAAUUGCACAGACCACCUUCGUGGGGAUCAUCAUCUCCCGGGGAUCGGCUGCCUCCAUCUCCUUCAUGUACUCCUAUAUCCUGCUGACCAUGUGCCGUAACCUCAUCACCGUCCUGCGGGAGACCUUCCUCAAUCACUAUAUCCCCUUUGAUGCUGCCGUCGACUUCCACCGCUGGAUUGCCAUGGCAGCCCUGAUUUUCUCAGUGCUCCACACUGCAGGUCACAUAGUGAAUGUCUACAUCUUCUCAGUCACACCUCUCAGCGUGCUGUCCUGCCUCUUCUCCAACGUCUUCACAGAUGAUGGGUCACAGCUGCCACAGAAGUAUUACUGGUGGUUCUUCCAGACUGUUCCAGGCAUGACAGGAGUGCUGCUGCUCGUGGUCCUCGCUGUGAUGUAUGUGUUUGCCACCCACCACUUCCGGCACGUCAGCUUUCAGGGCUUUUGGAUCACUCACCACCUCUACGUGCUGCUCUACAUCCUGGUCAUCAUCCAUGGCAGCUAUGCACUGAUCCAGCAGCCCCGUUUCUACAUCUACUUCAUCAUCCCAGCUCUCAUCUACAGUGCAGACAAGCUGCACAGCCUGAGCAGGAAGAAGGUGGAGAUCAGUGUGGUGAAAGCUGAGCUCCUGCCCUCAGGUGUCACCCACCUGCAGUUCCAGCGGCCACAGGACUUUGACUACAAGUCUGGGCAGUGGGUGCGCAUUGCCUGCGUGGCCCUGGGCACCAGCGAGUACCACCCCUUCACGCUGACCUCGGCUCCGCACGACGACACGCUGAGCCUGCACAUCCGCGCUGUCGGGCCCUGGACUACCCGUCUGCGGGAACUCUACUCUCCCAAGAACCUGGCCCUCCUUGGCACACUGCCCAAGCUGUACCUGGAUGGGCCCUUUGGGGAGGGCCACCAGGAGUGGAACAAGUUUGAGGUGUCGGUGCUGGUGGGAGGAGGCAUUGGGGUGACACCCUUCGCAUCCAUUCUCAAGGACCUGGUCUUUAAGUCAUCAAUAAACUCCAAGCUGCUGUGUAAGAAGAUCUACUUCAUCUGGGUGACGCGCACACAGUGGCAGUUUGAGUGGCUGACUGACAUCAUCCGGGAGGUGGAAGAAUCGGACAAGAACAACUUGGUUUCUGUGCACAUCUACAUCACACAGCUGGCUGAGAAGUUCGACCUGCGCACCACCAUGCUGUACAUCUGUGAGCGGCACUUCCAGAAGGUGCUGAACAAGAGUCUGUUCACAGGGCUGCGCUCCAUCACCCACUUUGGGCGCCCUCCUUUCAUACCCUUUUUCAGCUCGCUGCAGGAGGUGCACCCUGAGGUGCAAAAGAUCGGGGUGUUCAGCUGUGGCCCGCCCGGGAUGACAAAGAGUGUGGAGCAGGCUUGCCGGCAGAUGAACAAGAAGGACCAGACCUACUUUGCACAUCACUAUGAGAAUUUCUGA